CCUCACAACGGCCCCGAGCAGUCGCUGCCUCGCCGCGUCUUGUCGUGUCGAGCGUUGUUUAAUUUCAGCAGCCGCGCCAGACUUGCCACGGCGGCGAUCGCGGAGUUCCCUCUUUCCGGGGUUCUCGUGCCCCGUUCGACGCGAUGGACAUGGACUGCGUGGACCCUUUCCGCCGUCGCUAUCCCGGCGUUCCGAUGCAAACCUUCGCCGGCCACCAGCAAGCGCAUCCCCCGACCGCCCAGCACCCAUACUGGAACCCGCUUAUGGCCUACUAUCAACAGCAGCAUCGGGCUGCUGUAAUGCUGGGCCAGGGGAGUAUGCACCUUUCCAAGCCGGCGGAGCCUAAGCCGAGGCUGGCGAAGGACGAGGUAGAGCUGCUAGAACGGGAGUUCGCCAAGAACCAGAAGCCAACCAGCAGCACCAAGCGAGAGCUGGCCGAGCAGAUGGGAGUUGAGGUGCCGAGGAUAAAUAACUGGUUUCAGAAUCGCCGCGCAAAGGAGAAGCAGUUGAGGAAGACGGCCGAGUUCGAGGCGCAACAGGCGCGGGAGAGAGCGGCUUCCGAAGCCAAGUCGAGCAGCGAUCAGGAUCAGGGCGCUGCUGCGAACGGCGAGCGCUGCGACCCGAACGACCAGCAACAAUCCCGAGGCCUGUCCAAGGCCCCCUGCGCCUCAAGCGACGGGACUGCCGGAACGACCGAGAGCGAGUAUCCUGUACUCAAAACCGAGCUCGCCGACAAAGCGGCUCAGCCUUCCGCGCCUCCCGUCCCAGCAUGCGAGAGUCCAGCGGGUUCCGACAGCGGUGGUUUCGCCCACGUCGAGUAUGGCUCGUCCGCUGCGUCGGCCCACUCGACGCCCGGCAUGGCCGACCUGGCGCCGCCUCCUGCCAUGGCCAGCUCCGGCGACACACGACCCCAAAUCGAGUUUUCCGAACAGACGGCCUUUCCCUUUAGGCUCACCGACGCAACAACGGCCGAAGGCCUGUCUAGUCCCGGCUUCGAUGCGCUGGCCUCCCACAACUCCAUCGCUAUCAACGACGCCAGCACGUUCAGCCCGUUCGCCGAUCAGGACUACUUUGCCACUCCCGCGGUUACGACGGUGGCGUCGAGCGCACCGACCCCUGUCGACAAUCAUCUGCUUAGGAACCACAUAUCAAUGGAGAGCCUUGCGACGUCCGACGCUGUCUCGCCGGUCUCGAUGCCUGGCUCGCCCUCGACCGUGUCGAAUAUGCGCUUUAAGUCCCCGCCACCUCCCGCCGAUAUCGCGGGUCGACGGAAAAGCAGGCGGCCGGCGCCGCUCGGGCUGUCAGCGCUGAGGGGCGGUCCUGGGCCCAAGACGGGCGUUGAGGUGACGAGGCGCGCGGACACGGUGAGCCCCAUGAGACGGAUUUCGUCGGCAACGGGCCUGUAUGGGCGGGUGCAGAAGUCGUUCACGGGGCCGGGCGGCCCGCGGUCGCCCUUCGCCAUGGAUUGGAACAAGGAGGCUCUUCUCCAGAGCCUUCAGGAAACGCAGAGUACGGCAGUGCCCCCGUUGAACAGCGCCGCGUCGCCGAUGAGCAUGGAAGCUAUGCUCGGCUCAAGCUUGGGAGAAUGCGUGCCUGGCGGGAACAGCUCGGAAGACGAGCCAGGCUAUCCGUUCGGUUCGUUGGGUGCGGUAAGCGGAGUUCCCCUGUACCACGCCGAGUCCGCUAUCAAGUCCCCGCCGGGAACGCCAGGCCUGCCCAUGGGCUUCCACGAAAGCUAUUUCCCGAGCUCGCUCGACCACACGUGGAACUACGUGCAGCAGGACGAGCCGUUGCCGACGCCGAGUCUCUGCAGCCACGGCGGAUCCGAACUCGAGUUCUCGAUGGCCCCUCCGCUCCCAGGCUAUGUGGCCAGCCAACCGGUUACGCCCUCGUUCCCGCCAAACAUGGGCCCGACGUACACCGGUUUCUUUGGCAACAGCAUGGGCCAGACCGAGUAUCACUUUCCCGAGUCGUACCCGGCCGAGUCUUCCGCCCGCUCCUCGCCCGUGGCACCCGCGAGGUCGAAACAGUUCCAGUUCGCUCAGAACGUCACACCGCAGGACUUCAGCUCCGACAAGCCAUGAAACGCUCGGCUAUGAACGGCUGAUGUAUGCCCCCACCAACAAACGCAGGUGCUCCCGGGUCGCGGGAGACCGCGGUGUACCAACAGCAUUCCUUUCUCUUCCUUUUUCUUUCUCCAGCCUCUUCGGCUCGCCACAUUUGGAAUCAAAGCCU
Thermothielavioides terrestris NRRL 8126 is the source of this 2235-nucleotide messenger RNA. RefSeq lists its product as uncharacterized. The coding region runs from base 144 to 2084 and encodes 646 amino acids. Gene Ontology annotation, molecular function: DNA binding; DNA-binding transcription factor activity, RNA polymerase II-specific. Lineage: Eukaryota; Fungi; Ascomycota; Sordariomycetes; Sordariales; Chaetomiaceae. Gene Ontology annotation, biological process: regulation of transcription by RNA polymerase II. The record is from RefSeq and is a predicted model, not a curated record. The transcript is spliced from 2 exons. Gene Ontology annotation, cellular component: nucleus; RSC-type complex.